CAACUCAGCAGAGGAAAUCUAUAUUCACCACAAAAAGCCGAAAGUCACCCGUUUUUACUACAUAAAAAUGAGCUCAUUUGGCAAAUUUGAGAUUUUUAAAAUUGUAUUAAAUCUUUUAUUGUCAUUUGUUUACGAGCAUAAAGGUUGCCCGGAAUCAUUUCGAGCGGCACAAGGGAUUAAUGGCUGAAGUCAAUGAAGGGAUCUCAUCUCAUUGUUUACAUUUCAAAACGGUGUGUUUCUUGCGUUAGAAAAAUUGACAUCGAUACAGGAUAAUAUAUUAGCCUAAAACAAUGCUAUGUAUCUUUGAAUGUAUGUAAAAUUUACCUUAUAGUUGGCAAGUCGCAAACUAGCUCUUGAGAGCUAACAGUCGCUGCUUCACCCUCCACUGUGUCGUUAUUUGCUUCAAAGAUGCCAAGUUAGCCCUCUUGUUCUUUUGCCUUCCUCAUGUUUGGAUGUCACAGACAGCCAAAUGAUUGAAAUAGUAUAGCGACAGGUGAGGCUGAAGGCCAAACAACAUCUUGCCAUCUUCAGACUCAGGGUGCACAAUGUUUAGUGUCCCUCAAAGCUCCAAGUCCGAGUUCCUGGACAAAGCCAGGCAGGCUAGAGAAGAAAGAAAGGGACAGAAAGAGAAGGAGAAAUCAGCAAUCCUCAUUCAAGCUCUGAUCCGGAGAUUCCUCUGUCGCUGCAGGCUCCAGAAGCAAAUAAGGAAGGAAGUUGACGACUAUUUUCAAACCUCUGAAACUGGCACAACAAAAAGAAAUGCACUUUCAAUUUUAAAAAUAGCUCGGAAACUACUAUUUAUUUAUGGCCAAGAGGAUAAGAUGCGAUUUGAAAAACUCUGCCGCGCUAUUCUGGCCAGCAUGGAGGUGGAAAACGAACCUAAAGUGUGGUAUGUUUCAAUGGCUCUCUCCAAAGACCUCACUAUUCCCUGGCUAAAACAGAUCAAAGAUGUUUUGUGGACGUGCUGUCAACUUUUGAAAAAUCUAAAGCCUGACAUCCUCCAAGACAACAAGCUGGUUACAUUGUACCUCACCAUGCUGGUGACCUUCACUGACACGUCAACAUGGCGGAUUGUCAGAGGGAAGGGUGAAGCCCUCAGACCAGCUUUGACAAAGAUAUGUGAGAACAUCAUGGGCCAUCUCAACCAAAAGGGAUUCUAUUCGAUGCUGCAGAUCUUGCUGUCUAAUGGCUUGGCUCGCUCUAAACCAUCUCUCUCCAAAGGCACCCUGACAGCCAUCUUUACUUUGUCAAUGAGGCCGGUCGUUGCUGCUCACUUCUCUGAAAACCUGCUGAGAUCAUUCCUCAUCCACAUCAUGUCCGUUCCUGCCAUCGUUUACCACCUUAAUGUGUUAACCCCAGAGUGCAUGGCGUCCAUUCAGAGUCAUGGCCUGCUGCGAAAGUUCAUUUUGUUUCUCAGUCGGGAAGAACAGUGCCUGGACAUUUGUGUUUGUCUUGAGGGCAGCCACACGCUCUGCUUGCUUGGAAACCUGAUUUAUCUGGGCUACCUUAACGAGAAAGUCGUGGAAGAGGAGGCUAAUCAUUUUGUGAAGGACCUGACUGACAUGCUGUCGUAUUGCCAGAGAUAUGUUUCACAAAAGAAGUCCAACUUAACCCACUGGCACCCCGUCCUGGGCUGGUUCUCUCAAACUGUAGACUACGGUCUAAAUGAGUCGAUGCCGCUGGUCACCAAGCAGCUCCAGUACCUCUGGGGCGUGUCUGUAAUCCGAACGCUCUUCAGUGAUGUCCUCUCUAAGAAGCUGGAGAGCCAGGAGGCCACUCCCCCUCCUCCUCAACCGAGCACGUCACAGAACAACCUGCCAGUUAAAAAUCUAUUCAAGAGAGCGUUUCAGAAGUCGGCUUCUGUACGAAACAUUCUGAAACCGGUCGGAGGGAAGCGAGUCGACUCAGCUGAAGUUCAGAAAGUGUGCAGCAUCUGUGUGCUCUACCAAACAGCACUUUCCACUCUGACACAAAUACGCCUCCAGAUACUCACUGGUCUGACGCACCUUGAUGAUCUUUUACCCAAACUGUGGGCCUUCAUCUGUGAGCUUGGUCCUCAGGGGGGCCUCAAGCUCUUCAUGGAGUGUCUGAACAACGACACAGAGGAGUCCAAACAGCUGCUGGCCAUGCUCAUGCUGUUCUGUGACUGCUCACGUCACCUCAUAACAAUUCUGGAUGAUAUUGAAGUUUAUGAAGAACAAACCUCUUUCAAGCUGGAGGAGCUUCUCACCAUCUCCUCUUUUCUAAACACAUUUGUGUACAAGAUGAUCUGGGACGGCAUCUUAGAAAAUGCAAAAGGAGAGAAACUGGAGCUGUUCCACAGUGUUCACGGAUGGCUGAUGGUGCUUUAUGAGCGGGACUGCCGGCGUAGAUUCACUCCUGACGAUCACUGGCUACGGAAGGAUCUGAAGCCCAGUUUGUUGUUCCAAGAGCUGGAAAAAGGCAAGAGAAGAGCCCAGCUUUUACUGCAGUACAUCCCUCAUGUCAUCCCACAUAAAAAUAGGGUGCUGCUGUUCAGGAACAUCGUCACAAAGGAAAAAGAGAGUUUAGGGUUGGUAGAGACGAGCUCCGCCUCGCCACACGUCACCCACAUCACCAUUCGCCGGUCGAGAAUGCUCGAGGAUGGGUACGACCAGCUCCGCAGGUUACCUGUGAAUUCCAUAAAAGGUGUCAUUCGUGUGAAGUUUGUAAACGACCUGGGAGUGGACGAGGCUGGAAUCGAUCAAGACGGUGUUUUCAAGGAGUUUCUAGAGGAGAUCAUUAAGAAAGUUUUCAAUCCUGCUCUUAAUUUGUUCAAGACGACGAGUGGAAACGAAAGGUUGUAUCCAUCACCUACUUCCUACAUCCACGAGAAUCACUUGCAGCUGUUUGAGUUUGUAGGGAAGAUGCUCGGAAAAGCGGUUUAUGAGGGCAUCGUCGUGGACGUCCCGUUUGCCUCCUUCUUCCUCAGUCAAGUCUUGGGACAUCACCAUAGCACCUUCUACAGCUCCAUUGAUGAGCUUCCCUCUCUGGACUCAGAGUUUUACAAAAACCUCACCUCCAUCAAGCGUUAUGAUGGAGAUGUGGGCGAUCUGGGACUGACUUUGUCCUAUGACGAAGAUGUAAUGGGGCAGCUUGUCUGUCAUGAGUUGAUUCCUGGGGGGAAAACCAUGCCGGUCACCAAUGAAAACAAGAUCAGCUACAUCCACCUGAUGGCGCACUUCCGGAUGCACACACAGAUUAAAGAGCAAACGGCUGCUUUCAUCCGGGGCUUCCGGAGCAUCAUUAAUCCCGAGUGGCUGCACAUGUUUUCCACACCUGAGGUUCAGCGGCUUAUCUCAGGGGAUAACGCCGAGAUCGAUCUAGACGAUCUCAAGAAACACACCGUCUACUAUGGCGGUUUCCACAGCAGCCAUCGGGUCAUCAUCUGGCUGUGGGACAUCCUGUCUAGUGACUUUAACGCUGAAGAGAGGGCUAUGUUCCUUAAAUUUGUGACCAGCUGUUCAAGACCGCCGCUUCUAGGUUUUGCUUACCUCAAACCACCUUUCUCCAUCCGAUGUGUGGAAGUUUCAGAUGAUCAGGACACUGGAGACACUCUUGGCAGCGUCCUCAGGGGCUUCUUCACAAUCCGGAAGAAGGAGCCUGGUGGUCGACUUCCUACUUCGUCCACGUGCUUCAACCUCCUCAAGCUGCCCAACUACAGCAAGAAGAGCAUCCUGCGUGACAAACUGCGCUACGCUAUCAGUAUGAACACCGGCUUCGAGCUCUCCUAACUGCUGCGAUGGGACAAUCUUCAACAGAAAGCUUGUGUGAACAAAGCGAGAGGCUCAGCUCACCUGGACAGCAGCCUUUCACUUUAAAGGGCCACCGGCUUGAACAAAAAGGGGGGGUUUAAAAAGACAUGUAGAGUCUGAUGUUGCUCCUUUUCCCUCCUAUUAAACCUGGAUGGGCUCUGAUGGCGAGGAGUGGACUCCACUGCUCCUGUUGCACAGCAAAUUUUUUAACACUUCCUGUCUUUCCUAAAGGAAAAGAUCUGUUUCUCGGGCCUAACAGAGUCUUGAGUGUAAACCCCACUGUUUUAGCAGAACUGGAGAGCAAUACAGAUGAAGUGCAAGCCAUUAGACAGAUGAUUGAUUCACCUGAGUUUACCUGUACGGUUCGAUGUCAUCAUCAUGGAAACUUUUGGGCAUUUUUUUUAGGAAUGUUUUAAAGUUUUUCUGAAAAAAAAAGGAAAGUUAGUUCAUGUUAAGAACCUGAAUCAAAAUCAAAAUUUUUGUUUUUGCAGUGAGUUCAUCAGAAUAUUCAGAUUUUUAUGUUUUCUCUACAGUUGAGAUAAAAUCGCCUGUUGUGUUGAAGCAGAAAUGGCUUUUUUCCAGAGAAUCCGACCAUACUGUUUGAUAUAAAAGAAGAUGUCUUCUCAUCAUUUACCUUUAAGGAAAAACAAAAACACCAUGAACUGGAAUUGUUUUGUCGAUAUUUGUAUCUGCAGAGUGGAGCAGACGCAGCUGUCCCACGUGGUCUGUGCUCAACAUCCACUGCAACAACACCCACUACGUUUGUGUAUUUUCUACCUGGACACCAUUCUCACUACAUGUCGGACUUUUGCAGAGUGCCUCAUGUUCCACCGUCACCCCUCUCCGUGACCCUAUUUCAGCUCCAACCAAGAAUAACAAAUAUUGGAACAAAGCCAUAGAAAUCAGGGCUGUGGUCCUGGACGUCUUCUCUCACAGGACAGAGCGGUAACUCAACCGCUCUACCACAACCGCCAGAGAGGGCUUGGCGUUAACUCACAAAAAUCUCUGUGGACUUUUGAAGCAAUGCGGGAAAGAUUUUGAGGCCUGAAAACUUUUUGAAAUGAUGUCACGGACACGAACCUUCAACCAAAUACAACAGCUGGAUCAGACGGUGUUCCCUAGGAAGUGUGCACUUGUUUUAGUGGCUCGAUGCUCUUUGAUGGGAGUGGGGGUGGGGCAGUUAAGAAUGUGACUGUGACCUUAUCAACGUAAACUUUUACACAGGGUUCAUUCAAACUGAAAAGGAGUUACGUUAAUCUCAGAAAGGACUGCAACUUUUGCUCAGAGAGAAUGUUCAAAUCUUUAUCGAGUUCUUUAUUAUGCAAAAAGACUUUUCUGUCAUGAAUGAGUAUGUUGUUAGUGACUAUAUGGACACUAACUUAUCUGGAAACUUAUAAAGGUUUAUAAUUAAAAAACAAGUAUAUGAAGAAACGUUACUUCCUGUCUACUAAUAAGAUGUUCAGAUCAGAGGCUCAUACGUCAGUUUAGUACCGUUUUUAAUUUUUAUGAAUUGGAAAUGCUGCAAAAAGUUUUUUAGACACACAACUGUGUGUGUGUGUGUGUGUGUGAGAGAGAGAGAGAGUGAUGAACAAUACCUCUAAUGCGCAUUUUGAUUCUUCUGAUAAACUAUGUCAGGAAUGAGCUGGACUUUAUUGUUUUAGUGGACUGCUAACACUAGCUUUCACCAUCCAAUCCCUUUUAGUAAAAAUCACAACAAAACUUUCUGAAAAGGUUCCCACCCUCUUGUGAAAAUGUAAUCUCAUCUCUCUGAAACUGGAUGCACAAGAAUGUUAAAUGUGCUUGUUUUUAACAAAAGGAUUCUCGUGUUAUAUUUGUCUACACGUAUGAUAGUUUUUCAUCCUGUCAUGUUAAAUCCAGUGUUAUAUAAACCAUUUAAACCAUUAAAGGAGACAUGUUAUAUGUUUUUUCCUUAA
Molecule: messenger RNA, 5707 nt
Organism: Nothobranchius furzeri (turquoise killifish)
Lineage: Eukaryota; Metazoa; Chordata; Actinopteri; Cyprinodontiformes; Nothobranchiidae
Gene: ube3b
Product: ubiquitin protein ligase E3B
Biological process (GO): protein polyubiquitination; ubiquitin-dependent protein catabolic process
Molecular function (GO): protein binding; ubiquitin protein ligase activity
Source: RefSeq, a predicted model, not a curated record